This is a messenger RNA of Peromyscus maniculatus bairdii (prairie deer mouse), 1269 nucleotides long. RefSeq names its product ribonuclease P/MRP subunit p38 (gene Rpp38). The record is from RefSeq and is a predicted model, not a curated record. Gene Ontology annotation, cellular component: ribonuclease MRP complex; nucleolar ribonuclease P complex; fibrillar center. NCBI's taxonomy places the organism in Eukaryota, Metazoa, Chordata, Mammalia, Rodentia, Cricetidae. Gene Ontology annotation, molecular function: ribonuclease P activity; ribonuclease P RNA binding. Gene Ontology annotation, biological process: tRNA 5'-leader removal.
AAUCGCGCCACUCCACCAUCCUGUCCUUACCGGGAACUCCAACCCUAGCGUCUCUGGCCCAGCGACACUCAACUUGCUUUAGUACUCUUCCGAGAUACCCCGCUGCCCGCUUCCUACUUCGUUGGGAAGGAAUUCUUUCCAUAGCGUUCAUUUCCUCCAGAGAGCCGCCUUUUCCUGACCCUCUCAACUAAGGCCGCUCCUCUCUGCCCCCUAAGAUACCUCACUGUCUGUAAUGUGAGCCAUUUUUAUUACCUGCAGAGGCUUUGGCUUUGCACAACGCCUAAUGGCCCGGGGCAUCCAGGAUAAUCCCUAAGAACUUGAAGAAACGAUGUGGUCUGGUUUUCAAGAUGGCCGCAGCCCCUCAAGCACCAAAGAGGGGAUCUAUUCGGAAGACUAGACCUCUGGUUGUCAAGACAUCACUGAACAACCCGUAUGUCAUUUCCUGGAGCACCUUGGAGAGAGAGGACAUACAUUUUAUAUUACAGACACUCGAAGACAAGUUUAAAUUGAUUGGCCUUCAGAAAAUUGAAGAUAAGAAAAAGAAAAAAACACCUUUGGUAAAAAAGCAAAGGUGCAGCCCUGAUGUUGAGACGAGUGAGGAUCUGAAAGAGGAGCAUGAUGGGGACCUGCAGGUGUCAGGCUGGACACCCAUACAUGUCAGAAAACAGCUGGUCAUUGGAGUUAAUGAAGUCACUAGAGCCCUGGAGAGGAAUGAACUGCUCCUGGUUCUAGUGUGCAAGUCCGUCAAGCCUGCCGUCAUCACCUCACACUUGAUUCAGCUGAGUAUAAGCAGAACUGUUCCUGCUUGUCAGGUUCCUCAGCUCAGCCAGAGAAUUGCUCCUGCCAUUGGCUUAAAAUGUGUGCUAGCCUUGGGCUUCAGAAAGAACACCACGGACUUCGCUGAGGAAGUAAGAGCCAUCAUUCCCAGGGUGCCCAGCUUACAUGUGCCAUGGCUUCAAGACAGAUCCCAAGAUCCCAAAGACAAUUUAGAGACUGAAUCUUUGGAAAGCCAAGACAAAGAGAUUUUGGACACUUCCUUUGAUGACCUUACAAAACUUAAUAAAAGAAAGCUUGCUGAAGGUGGGCAGGCUUCUCCUGUGACACUACAACCCCUUAAAAUAAAGAAACUCAUUCCCAACCCUAAUAAGAUAAGGAAACCACCCAAAAGUAAAAAAUCCAUUUCAAAGUAGUUUAUAUGAACUUGUCAUUUCAUGAAAGGAUAUGGUCUGAAUAAGCUUUAAAACAAAUAAAGUAGAGUAUGUUUACAUA